AUGGCGGCCAUUGCUCCACCCUCCUCUUCCUCCUCAAAACCCUAUCCUUUCCCUGUUUCUUCCAAAUCCUCAAAACCCAUUUCCAGAUUCACCCUCCCCUUCUCUCCUCAUCCCCAAAAACCCACUUUCCUCCGCCACCAAAUCUCUAACUCUCUCUCCUCCAAGACCGCCACCACCACCAUCACCACCACUAACCCUCCAGACCCAGAAACCAAAAUUUCCCGAUUUGCCCCUGACGAGCCCAGAAAAGGCGCCGACGUCCUCGUUGAGGCGCUCGAGAGGCAAGGCGUGACCAAUGUAUUCGCCUACCCUGGCGGCGCGUCCAUGGAGAUCCACCAAGCCCUCACGCGCUCCUCCACCAUCCGCAACGUCCUCCCGCGCCACGAACAAGGCGGCGUUUUUGCGGCAGAGGGCUACGCGCGUGCGUCGGGACGUCCCGGCGUGUGCAUUGCAACCUCCGGGCCCGGCGCAACAAACUUGGUCAGCGGACUGGCCGACGCGCUCAUGGACAGCAUUCCGGUGGUGGCAAUCACCGGCCAAGUUCCCCGAAGAAUGAUCGGUACGGACGCGUUCCAGGAGACCCCUAUUGUUGAGGUAACAAGAUCAAUCACCAAGCACAAUUAUCUUGUUCUUGAUGUAGAGGACAUUCCUAGGGUUGUUAGUGAGGCCUUUUUCUUAGCUACCUCGGGUCGACCCGGCCCCGUCUUGAUUGAUAUACCCAAAGAUGUGCAACAACAGCUUGUGGUUCCCAAUUGGGAUCAACCCAUUAGGUUACCUGGGUAUAUGUCUAGGUUGCCCAAGACCCCCAAUGAGGAUCAUUUGGAGCAGAUUGUGAGGUUGGUGUCUGAAUCCAAGAGACCAGUGUUGUAUGUUGGUGGCGGGUGUUUGAACUCCAGUGAGGAGUUAAGGCGGUUCGUGGAGCUUACUGGGAUCCCGGUUGCCAGUACUUUGAUGGGUCUCGGGGCAUACCCGUGCAACGAUGAAGAAUUUUCACUCCAAAUGCUUGGAAUGCAUGGGACUGUUUAUGCUAAUUAUGCUGUGGAUAAGUCUGAUUUAUUGCUCGCAUUUGGGGUGAGGUUUGAUGACCGUGUUACCGGGAAGUUAGAGGCCUUUGCUAGUCGGGCUAAGAUUGUCCACAUUGAUAUUGAUUCGGCAGAGAUUGGAAAGAAUAAGCAGCCGCAUGUGUCGGUUUGUGCUGAUGUCAAAUUGGCGUUGGAAGGAUUGAAUAGGAUAUUGGAGGGGAAAGAGAGCAACGUCCAACUUGAUUUUUCAGCUUGGAGGGCAGAGCUGAAAGAGCAGAAAGUGAAGUUUCCAUUGGGUUUCAAGACUUUUGGAGAAUCCAUUUCUCCCCAGAAUGCCAUUCAGGUUCUUGAUGAGUUAACUGAUGGGAAUGCGAUUAUAAGCACUGGUGUUGGGCAGCACCAAAUGUGGGCAGCUCAGUUUUACAAGUAUAAGAGGCCUCGCCAAUGGUUGACAUCUGGGGGAUUAGGAGCUAUGGGUUUUGGAUUGCCUGCUGCUAUUGGGGCUGCCGUUGCAAACCCGGAUUCCAUCGUUGUUGAUAUCGAUGGUGAUGGAAGUUUCAUUAUGAAUGUCCAGGAACUGGCCACCAUCAGUGUAGAGAAACUUCCCAUUAAGGUUUUGCUGUUGAAUAAUCAACAUUUGGGUAUGGUUGUGCAAUGGGAGGAUCGCUUCUAUAAGGCUAACAGGGCUCACACUUACUUAGGGAACCCAUCAAAUGAAUCUGAAAUAUUCCCGAAUAUGCUGCAGUUUGCAGAUGCUUGUGGGAUACCGGCUGCCCGUGUGACGAAGAAGGAAGAUCUUAAAGCAGCAAUUCAGAAAAUGUUGGACACUCCCGGUCCGUACUUGUUGGAUGUAAUCGUACCCCAUCAAGAGCAUGUCCUGCCUAUGAUUCCAAGCGGUGGUGCUUUCAAAGACGUGAUAACUGAGGGUGAUGGGAGAUCAAGUUAUUGA
Molecule: messenger RNA, 1971 nt
Organism: Prunus armeniaca (apricot)
Lineage: Eukaryota; Viridiplantae; Streptophyta; Magnoliopsida; Rosales; Rosaceae
Source: the annotation of a GenBank genome assembly